AUGGACAAAAUUAAAGAAGAGGAGCCUGUAAUUUUGGCCCAUUUCGUUCAUAUUAAGAUCUUCACGCAGAUCCUAUCAGUAGCAGACGCUGAGACUGAGCAGCGAUCUCAAGCCUCUCAGCUACAACCAAGGAUUGUCAAGUUCUUGAAACCAAACAAGGCCGUUAUCCUUCUCCAGGGCCGCUUCGCCGGCAGGAAGGCUAUGAUUGUCCGAUCCUUCGAUGACGGCACACGCGACCGCCCCUACGGCCACUGCCUUGUCGCUGGCAUAUCCAAGUACCCAUCGAAGGUGAUCAAGAAAGACUCUUCGAAGAAGACAGCCAAGAAGUCACGAGUGAAAGCGUUUAUGAAGGUUGUUAAUUAUAGCCAUCUGAUGCCUGCUAGAUACACUUUUGAUGUAGGCUUGAAGGAUAUGGUUAGUCCUGAUGCGUUGGUGACGAAGGACAAGAAGGUUACGGCUGACAAAGUAAUCAAGAAGAGGUUUGAGGAGAGAUUCAAGACUGGGAAGAACCGAUGGUUCUUUUCCAAGCUCAGGUUUUGAAUUGGAAAUUUGAUUUUUUUCCGGGCAUGUUAUAUGAUUUAAGUUACAAUUGAGUUCUUGGGUUAAAGAGAUUCUGUUAAUUGAUUGAAAAGCUAGUUCCUUUGGAUUUAA
Manihot esculenta (cassava) is the source of this 651-nucleotide messenger RNA. RefSeq names its product 60S ribosomal protein L27. NCBI's taxonomy places the organism in Eukaryota, Viridiplantae, Streptophyta, Magnoliopsida, Malpighiales, Euphorbiaceae. Gene Ontology annotation, biological process: translation. Gene Ontology annotation, molecular function: structural constituent of ribosome. Gene Ontology annotation, cellular component: ribosome; cytosolic large ribosomal subunit. The record is from RefSeq and is a predicted model, not a curated record. The coding region runs from base 1 to 540 and encodes 179 amino acids. The transcript has 2 exons.